AUGCCCCACCCACAAAGUGCAGCCAGUUCGGCCUCAUCCACGUUGGUUUCCGGUGUUCAUUUCCGAGGAGGCCUUGCUGACUUCAGCCGAAGAGGACCGGGCUUCUUUCCCCCCUUCAGUGUCAACGUACUGCCAGAUCCUACACCAGACCUGCCGUCGCAUCAGGCGUCGCCCCGGUCACCAGACGAGAACGACUCGCUCCUGCUCCCAGCCACAUGGCGAAAUGCGCAGGACGACAUUGAGACUCCGAGAGGGAGAUGCCAGCAUUUCCUGACCAAAGAUCUGUGUGUCGCUCGUUUAAACGCCAUCCACAAAUCAAUGUGGGUUGUAGGUCGACCAAUGCCACCCCGGCCGCUCACCGCCCAGCUUGUGCACCGGCGCGAGAUAGUCAUCACCGAGGACAUCAACCUGCAUCUCGUGUGGGCGAAAGGAUGCAUGUUUCUGAAGCCGCUGCCGCGCUACCUCGUCGUCCCGAGUUUCUGGGAGAGGCAUUUGUGUCCUCCGCCCGCCGAACCUCCUGUGACCACCUGCCCGACCCAUCGAGACACAUCGGCGCACAAGCACGAUGCCGCCUCGGUUGCAGAGCUGGCUUCGUGCGCCGCCGGCUUUCUAUUCACGUGGACGGCUCUGAUUGCGCACGAGAGCGACUGGAAGAUUGCGCACGACAAGGGCCUCAUUCCAAACGACCUCUCGUGGUACGGAUGGAAAGCUCUCACCGAGGAUUUUCUUGAUCCAAGCCGCCGACCCGCCAGUAAAAUCUACCGGGCAAUCAACGAGCGAUUCCACUACGGGGAGCUGCGGCUCGGUCGGUUGAACAAGAUCUACCGGCUGCAGAAGCUCCAUGUGCGCGGCUACCUUUUCGGCUACACCAUGAAGUCGGACUUUUUUGCAGAGAACUUCACUCGGCUCGCCUCGGUGCUGGGGUACAUUGUCAUUGUCUUGACAGCCAUGCAGGUCGGCUUGGGCACCGAGAGGCUCCAGGCAUCUCCGAUGUUCCAGGCCGCGUCCUACGGCUUCACCGUCUUCUCCAUCAUCGCGCCGUUGAUAGCCGUGGCACUGGUGCUGGCUGUGUUCCUGUACCUGGUGUUGUGGAACGUCAAGGAAACGAGAAAGUACGAAAGGAACCGCUUCAAGGACAUGGGUCUCAAGGACGGCAGUUCGAAGAAAACAAGGACCAACUUGUCGAUGGCGUAA
Diplodia corticola is the source of this 1194-nucleotide messenger RNA. RefSeq names its product subtilisin-like serine protease. Lineage: Eukaryota; Fungi; Ascomycota; Dothideomycetes; Botryosphaeriales; Botryosphaeriaceae. The coding region runs from base 1 to 1194 and encodes 397 amino acids. The transcript has a single exon. The record is from RefSeq and is a predicted model, not a curated record.